Molecule: messenger RNA, 1364 nt
Organism: Helianthus annuus (common sunflower)
Lineage: Eukaryota; Viridiplantae; Streptophyta; Magnoliopsida; Asterales; Asteraceae
Exons: 4
Coding region: 340-732 (130 amino acids)
Source: RefSeq, a predicted model, not a curated record
AACAAUUAAAACCCAACCAAUAAAAAUCAAGAUAACGAUCAAAUUCAAGAACAAUGCCUUAUGGGAAUCAACUUCCGCAGGAUAAGUGAGGCCGAGAGUGGCCUUAGCAAGAACAUGAGCCAUUCGUUUCCCUCUUCGAGAACAAAACAAUAACGGGUUUCCAGAAGGGUUGACUGAAACUAAAAAUCCCAAAUGGGGUAUUUCCCAUGUCUAUAAAUAAAUGUAAUUUCGCAGCCAAUUUUUAAGACGUGAUCCCAACAGUCAUGCCUAAUUUUUCAUCCCUGCUCCCAAAUUUGCCCUCAUUAAUUGAGUUUCCACUCACUUUUUACGUAUCUUCCAAUGAUGAAAUCAAUUCUUUGGUUGGUUAUGGCAAUUAAAUCGUUGAUGAUCAUUGAAACUGGGUGGGAGCGAUUAAAGGAAACUGAUGAAUCCCACCGCCACCUUCUUAAACAUCAUUCGACUUUUCCCUUCCCUCUUCCGGUACAGAACUCCUCCAGGUUAGGGUAUCCAAACUGUUGUCUGUUAUCAUGCACUUGCUAUGUUGGCGCCUUCAAGCUCUUUCAUCAUCAGAGCAACUUGGAGAAGAUGACUCGGGACUUAAAGAACUGGAUGAAAACUUUUAAGACCCGGGAGGCACAGGUAAAAGAUGAAUGCACAAGAACAGAAAGGACAAGCUGUAAAUGCGGUUUCUGCUCGAGCAACACUCGAUCUCUUAAAGCAGCUACAGGUUAACAAGUCACUCUUGUUCAAGUAGCAGAAGCUUUGAAUUCUUGUUUGCCCGUUGAAGAGGAUGUUUUCUGGGUGUUAGAUAGUAAGUUAGGGGGUGAGUUAGUGGAGCAAGAUGGUGUUGUUGUUAUUAUUAAGUUGUCAAAUGCUCGAGUGGCUCAGAUUGUGUUAAAGUAUUUUCAGGAUAGGUGUGAGUUGAAUAGGGAGGUUGUGCUUUACAAUGUGACUAUGAAGGUGUUUAGGAAGAGUAAAGAUUUGCUGAAAUGGUUGAGAGAGGUGUUGCGCCAGAUAACGUUACGUUUUCGAUGAUUAUUGGGUGUUCGAGGUUGCGCUCGUUGCCCGGGAAGGCUGUGGAGUGGUUUGAGAAAAUGGCGGCGUUUGGGGUUGAGCCGGAUGAUGUUACUUACGCGGUGAUGAUUGAUUGUUACGGACGCGUUGGGAAUGUGGAUAUGGCGUUGAGGUUGUAUGAUCGUUCGAGGACCGAGAAGUGGCGACUUGAUGCGGUAACGUUCACAAUGAUUAUAAAAAUUUACUGGACGAGUCGGAAUUUCGAUGGGUGUUUGACGGUUUUUGAAGAGAUGAAAGCGCUUGGUGUCAAACCGAAUUUGGUGUGUUAUAAUACGUUGUUAGACGCUAUG